AUGAAUGGCUUUGUGUCAACAAGUCGUUUGUCCUCAGUGGCUCUGAAUUUCGCAUCUCAGUCGACGAAGCGUCGAGACGCUGUUGUUGUUCUCUUUGAGAUUGAGUAUGAUUUGAGUGAGUUGAACGAUGAUACUAUUGUGUGUGCUGACGUCGCUAAGUUUAGUGAUUAUCCAGAAGAGCAGGAAGUCCUGUUUGAUCUAGGUGCAACUUUCAAAAUUCAGUCAGUUAAUCGUGAAAAGCCGGAUCUCAGUCGUGUAAACCUAAGAGUAACAAGCAACGGAGCAGAUAUAGCACGAGAGUAUAUCAAAUUGAAUAGAAAAGAGCUAGAAGAAACAAGCAUUGCCGUCAUGUUUGGUUCACUUCUGUGUGAUAUGGGACAGUAUGACAAAUCAAUGAAGUACUUUGAGAAUCUAUCUGAAAAUUCUGAAGGAGAAAUUAUAAGUGACAUUGAGUUUAAUAUUGGUCGUGCUCACCAUUUCAGAGGCGAGUACGACGAAGCACUGCACCUAUACGAGCAUAGCUAUGCAGCCACGAUGAUGUGCAGGCCGCUCCGUCAGAAAGCGUUAGCUAGAACACUCAAUAGUAUUGGCCGUAUUUAUGACAGCAAAGGCGAGUAUGAUCGUGCUUUGGACUAUUAUUCAAAAUGUCUCAAGAUUCAGGAAAAAUGUUUGCCAUCUGAUCAUCCACAUAUUGCUAGUAGUCUGGGUAGUAUUGGCAAUGUUUAUGUUAGCAAAGGAGAGUAUGAUCGUGCUUUGGACUAUUAUUCAAAAUGUCUCAAGAUUCAAGAAAAAUGUUUGCCGUCUGAUCAUCCAGAUAUUGCUACUAGUCUUCUUAGUAUUGGCCUGGUGUAUUACAGGAAAGGGGAGUAUGAUCGUGCUUUGGACUAUUAUUCAAAAUGUCUGAAGAUUCAAGAAAAAUGUUUGCCAUUUGAUCAUCCAGAGAUUGCUAGUAGUCUGGGUAGUAUUGGCAAUGUUUAUGUUAGCAAAGGCGCGUAUGAUCGUGCUUUGGACUGUUAUUCAAAAUGUCUCAAGUUUCAAGAAAAAUGUUUACCAUCUGAUCAUCCAGAUAUUGCUACUAGUCUGAAUAAUAUUGGCAGUGUUUAUGACAGCCAAGGCGAGCAUGAUCGUGCUUUGGACUAUUAUUCAAAAUGUCUCAAGAUGAGAGAAAAAUGUUUGCCAUCUGAUCAUGCGGAUAUUGCUAGUAGUCUGAGUAGUAUUGGCAAUGUUUAUGUUAGCAAAGGCGGGUAUGAUCGUGCUUUGGACUAUUAUUCAGAAUGUCUCAAGAUGAGAGAAAAAUGUUUGCCAUCUGAUCAUCCAGAUAUUGCAACUAGUCUGAGUAGUAUUGGCAAUGUUUAUGUUAGCAAAGGCGAGUAUGAUCGUGCUUUGGACUAUUAUUCAAAAUGUCUCAAGAUGAGAGAAAAAUGUUUGCCAUCUGAUCAUCCAGAUAUUGGUACUAGUCUGAAUAAUACUGGCGGUGUUUAUGACAACAAAGGCGAGUAUGAUCGUGCUUUGGACUAUUAUUCAAAAUGUCUGAAGAUUCAAGAAAAAUGUUUGCCAUAUGAACAUCCAGAUAUUGCUAGUAGUCUGAGUAGUAUUGGCAGUGUUUAUGACAGUAAAGGCGAGUAUGAUCGUGCGGUGGAGUUCUUUGAAAGAUGCUUGAAGAGUCGUGAAAAGGUACUUUCGGCAAGACAUCCUGACCGGCUCAAGGUUGUGAAGAGGCUGUCCGAAAUAAAGAAGCUGCAGGAGGGUAGUUAUGUAUGCAUGUGA
Didymodactylos carnosus is the source of this 1767-nucleotide messenger RNA. The record is from the annotation of a GenBank genome assembly. NCBI's taxonomy places the organism in Eukaryota, Metazoa, Rotifera, Eurotatoria, Philodinida, Philodinidae.